Molecule: messenger RNA, 2484 nt
Organism: Lachancea fermentati
Lineage: Eukaryota; Fungi; Ascomycota; Saccharomycetes; Saccharomycetales; Saccharomycetaceae
Source: the annotation of a GenBank genome assembly
AUGCUCACGUAUGCUGCAUUCACGACGGUCGCCAUCGUGUGGCUUGUCUAUAGACUUUUCCAAUUUCUAGGAAUUCCGGUGUGGAGAAUUGUGUCCACGCUGGGACUCCAAGUCCCGCAUACUGCAAAAGUAUCCAUCGAUGGGAUCACAAGCACGGCUAUCACACUAAGGUGGGAAAACGAGCCCUAUGAGACCACCUACAAAUCAAACAGUCCCAUAUCCCACUACGUUUUGUAUCUCAACAACGUGAAAAUUGGUGCGUUUCCGAAUGUGGCGACUUCACUCUACACUUGUUGUUCGUUGACGGGCUUAUCACCACAAACUCAAUAUCAAUUCGACUUUGUCACAGUAAACAAACAUGGCUUCAUGAACAAGGUUCCUUCCAUUUAUGUCAUGACUAAAUGUGAAACCGAUAAAGCGAGUGAUCGUUAUUUGACCAUCAAUGUUGAAGAUAACGAAACUGCGUCUCUGAGGACCCCAAACUUCCCCGCAGAUGCUAAAUGGAGGAAAUCACAGGUCUCCACACCAGUUGAUUCACCUACUUCGUACGCUAGCUUGACUUCUUUGCAGGACUUGGAAGACUUUUCAAUUAAUGACUUAAAAAAAAUCCUCAUAUGCGCCCAGGAAGAUCUUCACGAUGUUCUUCAGCAGCAGACUUCCAUCCUACAGGAUUUCCGAGAAAGUGAAAUUCAGCUCCAGUUAGAAUUGGAUAAUCUCAAGACUCAAUGGUCACAUGAAAUUGAUCUGCGCAAAUCGCUUAAAUCGAGUAUAAAAUCUCUCGAGAAUUCGAAACUUUUAUAUGACUUGAAAAGAGGCAAAUUGGAAAAGAAUAUAGAACAGGUGCGGGGAAAGAUUGAGAAAAUGAAGAACGAUAUGAUAAAAUGGGAGGUCGAGCAAAAGGAUCAAUUAAAACAAGACAUAUUGGAGGAAAAGUACUCCCAGGAAAAAGCUCAGGUCAUGGAGGAGAUUAAUAAAGCUAGGAAAAAAAUAAGUGUACUACAAGAGGACAUUUCUGCUCAGGAAGAAGAGAACAAGAAGCUUAUUUUGAUUAAAAAGUCAUUAGAUGCCAACGGUAGCUCCCCACACCUUGCACAAAUGAAUCCUUCAGCAAAAAGAGAAUCUCAAAAGGACUCGCAUCCCCCUCUUUCUCUCAGUGCAAUUCUAAAAAAAAUCAAUGAAUUUACAAUUGAAAAGAAUGGUCUUUUGACUGGAGCUGGUCAAGAGUUUUUGAAUUCUUUAUCUGAAAACUCUUGUGUGACUUCAAAAAUCAGAGAAGAAAUCGGUAAAGAUAUGGAAUUAGAAGCGGAAUGGAGGGCUAAAAAGUCCAAGCUCAGGAAAAAAGUCGAUCUUUUGGAGAAAACUUGGAACGAACUAAAUUUCAGCAAUAAAAGUAUGAUCGCAAAUCUCGCUGCGCAACCCUAUACAGUCGGAAAUGCUAAACAAACACCGCUAGGUUCUUCUGGAGUGGCCCCGCAAUUAGUGUUGCAUGAUCCUACUACUUAUGUUGAUGCUGAGUCUCAUCAGCAGUCCUUUGGAAGUCCACCUUUUACCACUGCUAGUGAUUCGAUGGCGUUCAGCAACUGGCCUAUCCAACAAACCGACUCGCACCUUCACGAUUCUGCACGCUCUCCCCAAGUCCAAUAUAUUAAUGAAGACCAAAACUUCGAGUACGAUAAUACAAAUCAUUUGUUAAGUGGUUUGCAAAACAUGAUUUCCGAGGCCGAUUACCAAACGUCUAAUAUUAGCACCUCGAAACUAUACACGACAGAUCAACUUGAUAGUUAUUGGAAUACGAAUAGCAGACCAGCAGGGGUUUUGGGCGGUAAUGGCAUGUAUUCAAAUGCCGGUGUUGAAUCACCAUCUUUACCCUUACUAUCUCCUUACCUAAUCGGACAACGUGAUUCCUUCAACCAAAAUACACAAAGCACGCCUCCAAAUAUGCACACAUCUCUUAACGAAUCCGCUACGCCUCUAUUGGGUAACGACUCUAUAUUUACAGAACCCGAGCAGAUGAGGGCGACCGAAAAAGUGAAUCAAAUAUCCAUGCACGAAGAUGUUAUAUCUUUAACCUCGAAUUCAAAGCAAGAUCUGUCGGCAACCCCGCCGGUUGAAAUAUUGAGGCAAGAUGGUGAUCCUGCUGCUGAUGGCGCGUUCCAUUCGACGAAUUUCAAUAGUAUCUGGAGUAACCCAAAUACCAAUUCUGCAUCGAGCUUUUCUGAAACACCGAAAUUGAGCACACCAAAGCAUGGUCAUCAUAGGUCAGGUAGCAGAGGGAGCUGGGGGCUCUCGCAAUUCAUGCAUCGCUCACCUGUCAGCACAACGACAGAAUCCAAGUCAACAACUGAGUCCGCAUCCUCUCCACGACACAAUGGAGAUUCUAAAGAUAAGGACCACCAGUCUGGAAAUGGUCGCCGUAUGUCGAAGCUUUUAUCAAGAAGCGGAAUGAAUCACUUGUUUAAAUUACCUAGUCACGAUACGUCAUAG